CAAUUAAAAUGAAGUUUAAUUAAAAUAAUAAUUUAGCUCUGAUCUAAGUGUUCAAGUGAGAUUCGGCUUCUGUAAAUUUCCUGCUUUAAAGACCCAUUGUGAAGGCCAAAAUAGUGAAUAAUAGUGCUGAAGGUGUUAGGGGAGUGGUGGUGGGCUGUUAGAUGUUGUAGGAUGUUGUCUGGUAGAGCGCGGAUGCUGAUUGGGUCUGCAUAGCUCAAAAUGAGCAUAAAUUUAGGACUCCCCGUGUAAGCCAUGGCCCCUCCUGGAAAUAAUAGACAGGGUAUAUCCCUCGAUAUUUGUGAGAGGCUAGCCAAUAUGCACAUUAAUCUAUCUAAGGACUUAAUAAGAUGUUUUUUAGUGUAUGCCUGCUGUUUUAGCUUAUUUUAGGUUGAAAAUUAUUUAUAUUUUAACUCCAGAAUGAGGAAAUCUACUCUCAGUAGUAAGAGGAAAUCUGAGUGGAUAUCAUCUUCAUUUGGAGGGCAGGCAGAUGUGUCAAACCAAAAGAAGACACAUGUAAACACUCAAGCCACUACAAAGACGUCAUCUCUAACUCCAACAAGCAAUAAAAAGGACAGUGAAGAAUUUACUCCAUGGAUUGAAGUUUACAAGCCUGUUACUGAGAACGACCUCGCUGUGCAUAAGAAAAAAGUCGAAGAAGUAAAGCAGUGGUUGCACAAGCAUUUUAAAAAUAUACGUCGGCAGGAAGAAAUUGGUAUAUUAUUGCUGACUGGACAAGCAGGGACUGGAAAAACUGCUGUUGUCCAAGUUUUGGCUAAAUAUUUAAAUUAUGAAAUAAAGGAAUGGAUUAACCCUGUAGGUCAAGAUUACCAAGAGAAAUCAAACACAGGUUGGAGAGAUUUUUUGACAUCGCAAAACUCACAAUGUCAACAGUUUUCUGAUUUUUUACUCAGAGCUAACCGUUACAAUGGUUUGAGUAUGGUUGGUGAAGUUGGUGAUAUCCAACUGAAAAAAAAAAUCGUCCUUAUCGAGGAUUUACCUAAUUUCGUGUUUCGAAAUCCCAGUAAACUACAUACUAUACUAAGACAAUAUCACGUGACAGGUCGAAGUCCAGUUGUGUUUAUUAUGUCUGAUACUCACACUUCUGAAGCUACAGUUCAUUCGGUCUUUCCGAAAAAUAUCCAGCACGAACUUGGCAUCCAUAACAUCAGUUUCAAUGGGGUAGCUGCCACAGCUUUAAAGAAAGCAAUGGAUAAAAUAGUUUCCGAAGAGUCGAAAUCGCAUGAGAUAACGAUUCCAUCAAAGGACAUUUAUGAGAUGAUAGCUGCAAGCAGUAACGGAGACAUACGAUCGUGCAUCAAUUCAUUACAGUUUUUUUGCACUGAUUGCAGAUUAAAUGAUGCGACAGUAAGUAAAAAGAAUGGGAAGACUAAAGCCAAAACAAAAGGUAAACGAACCACGAGGAGCAAAAACACAUCCUCAUCGAAACAAAGUGAAGAAGUGUUUUCCUGUAUCGGUGGAAGAGACCAUUCCAUAUUUCUUUUUCGAGCGUUGGGAAAAAUUUUAUAUUCAAAAAGAACAGUAUUAAAAAAGGCUGACCGUUUAAAGCAGCUGCCAGAAUAUAUGCAGCAUUUGACUCGUGACCAAUUACAAGUUGAUCCAGAAGAUGUUUUUGAACACACACAAAUUGCAUCAGAUACAUUCCUCUUAUAUUUACAUCAAAAUUACCCAGAAUUCUUUGCCGACAUUGAUGCUCUGUCCGAUGCAAGUAUAUCCAUCACAGAUGCAGACGUCAUGAGUGGCGUGUGGGCGAAUCGCAACAUUAUGGCCGACUAUUCUGCAUCUGUUUCUAUGAGAGGAAUUAUGUUUGCGAACACCUCAUCACCCUCCUCCACUGGCGCUGUUUCAGGAGGAUGGAGACCUUUACAUAAACCUCAAUGGUUUGAUUCUUUUAAAACUAGAAACAUCAGAAAAAGAACUACAAAUGAUUUAUUUCAUGAUAGCCGUCAUACAGCUGUUGAUUUAUACACCGAAGUGCUCCCAUAUUUGGGUAAAACCAAAACAAUACUAAAAACGUCAGGACACAGAUGUUUUGUUCAAGAUAUAUCGAAAUUUCCGAUCAGUCGCAACUUGUUCAGACCGGCUUUAAAAAAAAUUGAAGAUGGCGCCGUCGAUGACAGUUUACCAGAUAGCGAAACAUACGGAACCGAAGAAAUAAAACCGACUCACGAAAACGAAGAUAUUUUAUUGGGGGAAGAAAGCGACGAAAAUUUAAUUGAAGAUUUUGAAGAUUAGGGAAAUGUGUAUCUUGUGACACUGAAAUUUAUUUUUCUAAACUGUU
This is a messenger RNA of Hydractinia symbiolongicarpus, 2299 nucleotides long. RefSeq names its product cell cycle checkpoint protein RAD17-like. The record is from RefSeq and is a predicted model, not a curated record. Gene Ontology annotation, biological process: DNA repair; DNA damage checkpoint signaling; mitotic DNA replication checkpoint signaling. Gene Ontology annotation, molecular function: chromatin binding. The transcript is spliced from 20 exons. NCBI's taxonomy places the organism in Eukaryota, Metazoa, Cnidaria, Hydrozoa, Anthoathecata, Hydractiniidae. Bases 418 to 2253 code for a protein of 611 amino acids.